Molecule: messenger RNA, 3132 nt
Organism: Talaromyces proteolyticus
Lineage: Eukaryota; Fungi; Ascomycota; Eurotiomycetes; Eurotiales; Trichocomaceae
Product: beta-galactosidase
Exons: 3
Coding region: 1-3132 (1043 amino acids)
Biological process (GO): lactose catabolic process
Cellular component (GO): beta-galactosidase complex
Molecular function (GO): carbohydrate binding; beta-galactosidase activity
Source: RefSeq, a predicted model, not a curated record
AUGACGGAAAAACAGACCAUUAACGACUGGGAAAACCCUAGAGUUCUCGAGCGCAACCGCCUAAAACCGCGGGCUUAUUUCCUCCCCAACACUUUCAUCUCCCUCAACGGUAAUUGGGACUUUAAUUAUGCAGCCUCGCCUCUACUUGCUCCACAGCCGAAAACGGAUUCUAAUUCAGAUGUCACUGCAAAGGAAGCAACAAUUUGGAAGCCCAUUGCUGUGCCGGGGCAUUGGCAGUUGCAGGGUUAUGGCCGCCCGCACUAUACAAAUGUUAUUUUCCCUUUUCCUUGCUGCCCUCCACAUGUACCAAGCGAAAAUCCAACUGGUACAUAUCGGAGAACAUUCUUCGUUCCCCCAGAAUGGGACAAAUCUUGUCAACUGCGACUGCGCUUCGAUGGAGUAGAUAGUGCUUACCAUAUCUGGGUCAAUGGCAUAGAAGUGGGAUAUGCGCAAGGUAGCCGGAACCCAGCAGAGUUUGAUAUUUCAAAAUUAGCGAGGCGCGGCGAAAGUAAUGAAGUCCUUCUUCGUGUCUACCAGUGGUCGGAUGGGUCCUACAUCGAGGACCAGGACCAAUGGUGGCUAUCUGGCAUCUUCCGAGAUGUGACCCUCAUUGCAUUCCCAUCCAUUGCACGCAUCGAAGAUUUCCGUGUUAGGACAGAGCUAGACAAAAGUUAUAUUGAUGCAGAACUCAAGGUGUCCGUUGAUUUGACUGUCACCGUACCGAGCACCGUUACAGUCACGCUCUUUGACACUUCGGACCGCGAAAAGCGCAUCGAAUCCCAAAGUGGCAUCUUUAAAGACAAACAAGGAACCUUAGAUUUUGCUCUAAAAGUGUCUGAUCCCAAAAAGUGGACUGCGGAGACACCCGAUCUCUACAACAUUGAGAUCUCCAUAACCACCACAGACGAUGUAACAGAACUGCAGAAAAUAUCCCACAGAGUUGGGUUUCGGCAGGUCGAGAUUAUCAACGGAAACAUUGCCGUGAAUGGCGUCCCAGUUCUCUUCCGUGGCGUAAACCGUCACGACCACCAUCCUCUCUUCGGACGUGCAGUUCCACUAUCGUUCCUCCGAGACGAUCUCUUGCUCAUGAAGCGUCAUAACGUCAACUCCGUCCGAUGCUGUCACUAUCCUUCCCAUCCAAAGCUAUUUGAGCUAUGCGAUGAGCUCGGACUGUGGGUUAUGGACGAGGCCGAUCUGGAAUGCCAUGGAUUCUACGACGCAGUGGCCCGCCCGCUCGACAUCCCUGAGUCAAUGGAUUAUGAACAGCGCAAAAAGCUUACUUUUGAAGCUGCUGCGCAAUUCACCUCGAACAAUCCAGAAUGGAAAGAUGCGUACCUCGACCGCGCUAUACAAUUAGUCCAGAGAGACAAGAACCACAGCUGCGUGGUGAUUUGGUCGUUGGGUAACGAGGCCUUCUAUGGGCAGAACCAUAAGGCGAUGUACGACUACAUCAAAGGCGAGGACCCCAGCAGGCCAGUGCACUACGAAGGUGAUGCUAAGGCGCUAUCCGCCGAUAUGUUCUCUUUUAUGUAUCCAUCCGUAGAGAGAAUCAUCCGUCUUGCAAACGAGGAAGGGGAUAGUUUCAAAAAGCCGAUUGUACUCUGCGAGUACGCCCAUGCAAUGGGAAAUGCACCUGGUGGGUUAGAAGAAUAUAUGGAGGCUUUCCGACAACAUCGUAGAUUACAGGGAGGCUGGAUUUGGGAAUGGGCGAACCAUGGUCUCUGGGACGAAGAGAAGGGAUAUUACGGCUAUGGUGGGGACUUUGGUGACUUUCCAAAUGAUGGAAGUUUUGUUCUCGAUGGGCUCUGCUUUAGCGAUCAUACUCCGACACCUGGGCUCGUUGAGCUGCGCAAGGCUUACGCACCUGUACAUGGUUGGGUCAGUGAUGGCACAAUCCAUAUCCAAAACCGACAUGACUUUGUCAGCCUUGAUGAAAUCCGCGCGACCUAUAAAGUCGAGGUUAUGGACGAAGAUUCUAAGGUGGUCGCGGCGGGAACCUUCGAUUUGCCUAGAAUCAAAGCCGGGCAGACAGGACAGCUGGCACUGCCAUACAACAUCCCGCGUGCUAAAUCAGGUGAAAUUUGGCUGACAGUCAUAUUUACGGUUGGCGCUUCCGUAUGGGCAGAGGCCAACUUUGAAGUAGCCAGUUUUCAAGCCCGCCUCGAUGAAGGCUCAUCAUUCCUGGCGGGAGGAACAUUAUCCACACCUAAAUUUGCCCUUAUAUGUUAUGUAGAACCGACUCGCCAUGUCGUAACCGGAGCAGCAUUCAACCUGUCAUUCUCUCGUACAACUGGCAGCCUGACAAGCUGGAAGACCCAGGGCCAAGAGCUCCUCUCCCCAGACUCUAAAGGCACCUCACUAAACAUCGGGUUUUGGCGGCCUCCAACAGACAAUGACGUUCCAUGGGAUCUGCUAGAAUGGCGACGUUACGGUCUCGAUACGGUUGAGUCUCAGUUACGCUAUAUGAAUGUGGAGCAAAUCAAUGAAACGACUAUCAAAAUAGUCACGGAGACAUACCUCACACCUCCCAUUUUAGCCUGGGGAUUCCACGCUACAACUACCUAUCAAGUCACUGGCGAUGGAGCUAUAAACAUUAAGGUGCACCUGAAACCUGAGGGACGUAUACCCAAAGACCUGCCGCGAAUUGGGCUCAAUCUCCGUCUUGCGGAUGAGUUGGACAAUGCGAGCUGGUUUGGUCUAGGCCCUGGAGAGGCAUAUGCCGACAAAAAGCGUGCUCAGAAGGUGGGUAUUUACAGCGCAAACACGGCUCAGCUUCAUACGCCCUACGAAGUACCCCAAGAAGGCGGAAACCGCAUGGAGACGCGCUGGUUGAGGGUCAGAGAUGGACGGGGAAGGGGAUUACAGGUCCAAAGGCAGAAGGUGGGUAGCGAUAAAGAUACCACCACGCUGUUCCAAUGGGUUGCGACUAGAUAUAGUGCCGAGGCAAUUGAGAAAGCAUUGCAUGCGUGCGACCUCGUUCCAGAAAAGGUUGUCAGAGUGAGACUAGAUGUGGAGAGUUGUGGUGUUGGAACAGGUGCUUGUGGACCUCGGACUUUGGACAAGUAUCGUGUUCCCUGCGAGGAAAGGACGUUCUCUUUUACUCUCCAGCCUUAUAGUUCGGGUGGGCUCUAG